AUGGACGAGUUUUUAUCUCUACUGAGAAAGUCUUCUGACAAGAUUUCCACAGUGUAUGCCUCAGUUCUUCAAUCUAAAAGCAUAGCCGAUUCCUUGUUUCAAGGUCUAGUCACAGCUAGCAGUAGUAUUACCCCGUCGAUGCUUGCUACUAUCCUAAAAUACCCUUUGUCUUACCCUCUAACAGAUAUUGACAUGCUUUUCUGUGAAUGCAUCUCGGCACUAGUAGCACAGGAUGCUUGCCGCGCCGAGCUUGUCUUUGUUACCCUACUAUCCUUUGAAGACGUGGGAGCGACUGGCAGUACGCCUUUCUCUUGCAAGCAUGCAAAGGUUGAUGUUAUUAAGCAUAUUCUCAGUGCCAAUCCAACUGCAAUUAAUGCUUUGGCGGCAGCCAUUCAGGCCACUAUUCCCAGCAUCCAUUGUAUAAAGAGAGCUAUACCGUGGCUCGACCUCAUACUGUUAUUAGAAACGAGUAUUAGUGGGCUAGUGCAUAGCACAGUUGAAGCGGCCAUAAAGCUUCUUCUCCUUAUAGACAGUCACAUCGAGGCGUUCUCUGUGCCUGGCGGAGGCGCCGACGUUCAACCCACAGCGCCUCCUGAGGUUGCCCCAUCCGAAGGCGGUGCGGUGGGAAGCUACAUAAGUCCAUCCUUUGGGUCUCACAAGAAGUUCACCGGGCCGAAUCCAGGAAAGCAGGUAGCUUAUGAAGAGCCACAAGAGCACUCCGAGGAGGACGCCGUCGAAGGCUGCUUUCUUGAGGAUGCUGAAUCAAUAGAUUUUUGUACAGAUAUAGUGGACCAGCUAUUGGUUAGCUAUUUUGAACACCUUCGGGCACUAUGGAGUAGUGAUUCCGGUGGUUAUGUAAAGCGUUGUCAAAGUGCUAUUAUCCCGUGUUUUGCACGUCUGGGGAUGUGUCUCCGAACCAUCAGGUACACGCAGUUUGUUGUGUUCUAUGCCGUGUCACUUGACCCCAGUCUCCCCGGUCUGCUGAUAGAAUACUUGAUAAAGAGGAGCCUAUUUGAUUUAAGUGCAUCCAUCUCUACAUACUUAGACUCGAUGAAUUACUUGGGGAGCUUCAUUGCUCGCUUCUCUGGACUCACGCUCCCUCUUAUGAUUGGAUCCAUCAAGCUUCUCCUCCAAUACGCGACCCACCUCGGGGCCGAACUAGAUCCUGAGAAUAUCCACGCUCUGGAUCGAGCCAUAGGUGUCUACAGAAUUGCUGGGGAACUGUGCCUCGAUAUGGCCCAGAGAGGGUUCGCAUAUAAGGGCAAAGCUCAGGUUUCAACCAAUCUUGUCCCAGGUGGUGUCAUACGCUACCUUAGCGUAGUCCGAACACUGCUCUACGCCCUCUGCUUUGUUGCCGAGGACAUAGCGCCUCAGGAUCUUGACAUGGGGGCAUUGUCAAGACUGCUACUCUCAGACCUAUGCCCAAUUGUCUACUUCUAUGACAUAGGUGUGCAGCUCUUGCACGUGAUCCACAAGUGGGCAUUUUUAGUGCCCAACGAGCUAGACAAGCUUCACGCCAUUCUGGAUUAUGCCCAGAAUGUAGAUCUACCAUACAAUGUCAUAUCUUGCUUUUAUCCCUUUGAGCCAUUGUGCUUACCGCGGAGUAGCAACCUUAUUGCGCCAUAUUAUCGAGACUAUUGGGUACAGGAGGCAGACGAUACAGUAGCGUGA
This is a messenger RNA of Giardia duodenalis, 1671 nucleotides long. RefSeq names its product Transcription factor RRN3. Lineage: Eukaryota; Fornicata; Diplomonadida; Hexamitidae. Bases 1 to 1671 code for a protein of 556 amino acids. The transcript has a single exon. Gene Ontology annotation, molecular function: RNA polymerase I general transcription initiation factor activity; RNA polymerase I core binding. Gene Ontology annotation, biological process: transcription initiation at RNA polymerase I promoter. Gene Ontology annotation, cellular component: nucleus. The record is from RefSeq and is a predicted model, not a curated record.